Molecule: messenger RNA, 5364 nt
Organism: Acomys russatus (golden spiny mouse)
Lineage: Eukaryota; Metazoa; Chordata; Mammalia; Rodentia; Muridae
Gene: Tmem131l
Product: transmembrane 131 like
Exons: 35
Coding region: 43-4860 (1605 amino acids)
Cellular component (GO): membrane
Source: RefSeq, a predicted model, not a curated record
AAGCGAGAGAAGGAGAUCGCUGCGAGCGCGGCGAGCACCAGCAUGGCGGGGCUCCGGCGCCCGCAGUCCGGCGCCUACCGCCGCACGGCCGCUGCCGUGAACCUUCUGCUGGGCGUCUUCCAGGUCCUGCUGUCCUGCUGCCGUCCGGGAGGGGCUCAGGGACAAGCGAUUGAGCCCUUGCCGAACGUGGUGGAGCUGUGGCAGGCAGAAGAAGGGGAACUCCUGCUGCCCACUCAGGGUGAUUCUGAAGAGGAUAUGGAGGAGCCCCCUCAAGGACAGAGCUUCUCAGAGAAACUGUUUAUUGGGAAAGGCUUACAUUUUCAGCCGUCAGUUCUAGAUUUUGGAAUACAGUUCCUGGGGCGCCCUGCAGCGAAGCUUCUCCAUGCCUACAACCCCAGCAGGGACAGUGAGGUUGUGGUGAACUCAGUGUUCACAGCUGCUCGACAUUUUCACGUGCCACCUGUCCACUGCAGGGUCGUUCCAGCGAUGGGGAAAACUUCCUUCAGAAUUAUUUUCUUACCUACCGAGGAAGGGAGUAUUGAAAGCUCUUUAUUUAUUAAUACCUCCUCACACGGAGUCCUUUCCUAUCAUGUAUCUGGAGUGGGCGCUCGCAGAGUCUCUACCGAAGGGUCUGUGGAGCCGCUGCCGAACGCGUACUUCCUGCUUCCGCAGGUCCAGAGUAUUCAGCUUUCACAGACACAGGCACAGGCAGAGACCACUAAUACUAGCCUCCUGCGGGUGCAACUGGAAUGCAGUUUACACAAUAAAGUGUGUCAGCAAUUAAAGAGUUGCUAUGUGGGAUCCGAUGAUGCCUUACACUUGAAGAUGAGCAUAAUUGUAGCAGUGGAAAACUCCUCCAAGCAGCCCGAGGAGAACACUCAAGCCCUGUUGGAUCACCUCUCUAUCGUUUAUGUAGCUACCGCUGACCCUGGGGCCGCAGAUGAAUCUGCAGUAAAUAUGUAUGUAUUGCAUUCAGGAAACAGCCUUAUUUGGAUACAGGACAUACAUCAUUCCUCACAGGAAAACGCCCUGUCUCUGCUGUUUGAGCCGGUACUGCUACCUACGUCCACAACAAACUUCACAAAAAUUGCUUCGUUUACUUGCAAAGGUACCUCAUGUGACAGUGGAAUUGUGGGUGUGAGGAAGAGAAAAGACACCCCAGCAAUAAAAGCAUGCCUCUCCUCUCCUGUGCUUCAGGGGUAUUUCAGCGUGGAUGCCUCGACGGCCCAAUUUCACAUAGAGAGUCUCGAGAAUGCAACAGGAGUAUGGUCAAUAUGGUACCGCAGCCGUUUUGACCGUAGCAUUGUAAUAAAAGAUGUGUUUGUUUCCAAGGAGGCCAAGCACAUUUUAAAGGUUCUGAGUUUCCCUGGCCCUUUAUUUCUACCUCCAGGCUGUUGGAAUAUAUUUUCUUUGAAACUUGCUGUUAAAGGCAUUGCCCUAAAUCUGCUCACCAAUGUAUUUCUGACUACAAGCACCGGUGCCAUUUUUGCACUACCUCUGCAGAUUUUCUCGGCCCCAGCCAAGGAAGGGAGUCUGGGGUUUGAAGUGAUAGCACAUUGUGGCAUGCAUUAUUUCAUGGGAAAAACAAAACCAGAAAAUCCUAAUUGGGAUAGAAGCCUUUCUCUGGAUCGGUCUACCUGGGACAUGGAUUCUGACCUUGCAAAUAAGCUGUAUGAAAGAUGGAAGAAAUAUAAACAUGGCGAUGUGUGCAGGAGAAAUGUUUUGGGAAUGACUCAGUUUGCCUUUGCAAAGAAACCCAAGGAGUCAGAGCCGUUUGUUUCCUUUUUGCCUCGUCUGGUCCUGGAGCCUGGCCUCGUGUUGAACUUCAGUGCCACUGCGCUCAGGAACACUGUGGUGAAAUACUUUGUGGUGAGGAACCCGUCCCCUCGGCCAGUCUCUCUGCAGCUCCUGCCUCUCUCCCUAUACCCGAAGCCUGAAGCCGCAGUGCGCCUGCUGCACAAAUGGUUUGGCACAGAUAUGCAGAUGAUUAAUUUCACAACUGGUGAAUUCCAGCUCACCAAAGCUUGUCCUUACCAGGGUGAACCGUCUGAGGAGUCCAGGUUUGGUGCGCUCCACCUCCACUUGCAGCCGCUGGAAAUGAGAAGGAUUGGCGUUGCGUUCACACCAGCGGACUAUGGAAGAGUCACCUCCCUCAUUCUGAUCCGGAACAAUUUGACUGUCAUCGACAUGGUUGGUGUGGAAGGAUUCGGAGCACAAGAGCUCUUGAAAGUGGGCGGAAGACUUCCUGGAGCAGGAGGGUCACUCCGAUUCAAGGUGCCUGAGUCGACCCUGAUGGACUGCCGUCGACAACUGAAGGACAGUAAGCAGAUUUUAUCUAUUACGAAGAACUUCAAGGUUGAGAACAUUGGACCUCUUCCUGUAAGGGUGACAUCCCUGAAAAUCAACGGGUAUAACUGCCAGGGUUAUGGGUUUGAAGUGCUGGACUGCCAUCCGUUUUCACUGAACCCAAACACGUCCCGGGACAUCAGUAUCGUGUUUACUCCAGACUUUACCUCUUCCUGGAUCAUCCGUGAGCUGACUCUGGUCACCGCAGCAGACCUAGAGUUCCACUUCACACUCAACGUGACCCUCCCUCAUCACAUGCUGCCCUUGUGUGCAGAGGUGGUUCCGGGCCCCAGCUGGGAGGAGUCCUUCUGGAGGCUCACUGUCUUCUUCGUCAGUUUGUCCCUGUUGGGUGUGAUUUUAAUAGCCUUCCAACAAGCACAGUACAUUUUGAUGGAAUUCAUGAAAACCAGACAGAGGCAAAAUGGCAGCUCGUCCUCGCAGCAGAAUGGUGGUCCAGUGGACGUGAUCAGCUCCCAUUCUCACAAAAGCAACUGCAAGAACUUCCUCGACACAUACAGCCCAUCAGAUAAAGGCAGAGGGAAGAGCUGCCUUCCAGUGGGCCCAGCCCUGAGCAGGCUCCAGAACGCUGCCAAGAGGAGCCCGGCCAGCUACGGUCACUCUCAGAAGAAACACAAGUGCUCCUUCUACUACAGCAAACAGAAACCCAGUGCGCCCGCGGCCAGCAACGCCAGCGUUCCCACUGAGGGGAAGCCGACUCUCACCCUGGCAAGCUCCUCGUCUGCUGCCAAGGAGGACAUGUGCACUGACGGCAUGAGCGAGAGCUGGGUCAGCCUCAAAUAUGCCAGUGGCAUGAAUGUCAACUUGCAGAAGAAUUUAACCCUUCCCAAAAAUGUACUGAGCAAAGAGGACGACUCACUGAAACCCACAGUCGUCACUAGUUCUUCUUCAGAAUGUAGUAUGAAGGAGGGAACCCAGACGUGUAUGUUUCCUAAGGAAACUGACAAGGAAACUUCAGAAGACGUGGCUGAGCUGAAGGAGCAAGAGCCAUGUUCACAGAAGGCUUCUAAGAAGUCACCUGAAAGUCCUCUGCCCAAAACCCCACCCCAAUACCCGCACUCAGACUUGCCAGAAGUUUCCAGGAAACACGGAACUAACCAGCAAGUGCCUGUCAAGAGUGAAGUGGACAGCUUUGAGACUGUGAAAGGGGUUGACACCAAGCUGUCUUCAAUAAAGAAGACUCAGAAAGCAUCCCCAGAAGACACAUGUUCUGAGAGGCAGGACACGCCUUCAGCAGAGCAGGAAGAUCCUUACAGGAAGAGGAAGCUUCAGGAGAAAAGAGAAGGAAGCACACAAACUCUCAAUUGGAAUAAAAGCCGAACAUGUAGAAAAAACAAGAAAAGGGGUUCUUCCCAGGCCUCCAGGCCUCCUGACCAGAGUGAACUGAAGCUUGUGUGCAGCGACUUCGAGAGGCCGGAGCCGAGCAGUGACGUCAGAAGCUGGUGUGCCCAGGACAGCACUGGGGAGACGUGUAAAGCUGGCAUGGAAAUUGCGGGCAGCUCCCCUGUACGGAGAGAGGAGGACAGUUACUACCAGAAGUCUGAGAAGAAGUGCGCAGACAAGUUUUGCUCGGACUCCAGCUCUGACUGUGGCAGCUCCUCAGGCAGUGUGCGGGCCAGCCGGGGCAGCUGGGGCAGCUGGAGCAGCAGCAGCUCUGACUGCGACAGGAAGCCAGUGGUGGAUGCACAGCACUUCCUGCAGCCUGGAGACCGUGUUUCCCCACUGGAUCUCCCUUCAGAAGCUUGUGUUCCCGUGAGCCUCUCUCAGCACAUCUGUAGCCCCAUAGAUGUGAGUGGCCUGUCUCCGUUCCCAGAGCCCUCCUGUCCUGGUCUUCCUGCUGCACCUGUAGCUGCUGGAGAAGAGAAAGGUCUGUGUCAACCUGGAGGCCUGUGGCCUUCCCAGCCAGUGUGUCUGACCAGCAGCUUCAGCUGCCCUGUGGAGAACGGUGUGCCAGCUGCGUCACAGGAGCCCGCCUCCACCCCUGACAGCAGUUUCAUUGACUGGAGUGCGUCGUGUGAAGGCCAGUUUCCUAGUGUGUACUGCCCGCUGGAACUGAACGAUUACAAUGCCUUUCCAGAAGAAAACAUGAGUUACACCAGUGGCUUCCCCUGCUCCUCGAAAGUUCAGACCGACUUCACUGCCCACAGCGCUCCCUCCACCUGGAACACUCCAGCCAGCGUGCCCACAGCCUGGGGGCAAGCCAGUGUCGCCAACUCUUCGUCCUACCUCACGAGCACCCGAAGUUUGUCUCCCAUGUCUGGACUGUUUGGUUCCAUCUGGGCCCCACAAAGUGACGUGUAUGAAAACUGCUGCCCCGUCGUCAGUCCUCCCACAGAACAUUCGACCCACGUGGAAAACCAGGUCGUGUGCAAGGAGUACUACCCGGGCUUUAACCCGUUUCGUGCCUACAUGAACCUGGACAUAUGGACUAGCACGGCCAAUCGCAGUGCAGACUUCCCCCUGUGCAGAGACUCCAGCUACUGCGGGAAUGUGUGAGGGGUUGAGUUUCGAGCAGUGUGAAUAAAGGGCCUUGUGUUUUGAUUCCUAGCAUAAACUGGUUGUUGGGAUAGAGUUCAGCAUUGGUGGAUAUUUUGGCACUUUUAUAUAAAAAUAAAUGUUUUGUUUGUUUGUUUUUGUUUUUAAAUCUGGGUGCUUGUUUUCUGAACCCUCCGUGAGUUUUGGAGACUUGGCUUCUCUGGAUCACAGUUUCCACCAUUCAGGAAGUGGGUGGCUGUGGUUCUGUCCAAGCAGAUCCCUGGGAACCUGCAGAGAGCGUGACUUAGUCCUUCAUUCUCUGGAAUUCAGUGCUUUUGAAGAGGACCUUGUGUGUAGUCUCUGCAACCAGUCAGAUGAAGGCUGCCGAGGAAAGGCCACCUAGCAGGAAGUCACUCUCUGAUGGAGGCUCUCCAGGAAAAGGUCCUGGUGCUAUUUCCUGCUAUCCUUUUGGUAACAGUUGUCCUUGGCACUCUGCUAGGCCAGUCAAUGGUGGGCUUCCAGGAA